This is a messenger RNA of Dentiscutata erythropus, 666 nucleotides long. Lineage: Eukaryota; Fungi; Glomeromycota; Glomeromycetes; Diversisporales; Gigasporaceae. The record is from the annotation of a GenBank genome assembly.
AUGAAUUAUAUUCAUGUUAUAGUAGAGGAACCUUCGAAAGUUUUAUAUGAAGCUGCCGUUAACAUUGCUCAUAUUGUAAAUAGUGGAACCUUCAAUGAUUUACUUUUUGAAAUCACGAAUGAUCAAUUUUUAGAAAGGAAUAUUCAAGUUUUUGGUCGAGAAAAAAAGAGUGAUAAAUGGACAAUGUUGCAAGAUAGACUAGAUGAUUAUUUGCAAGCACUAGUUCAAUUAGAUUUUAAGAUGGUUCGAUUUUUACUUGAAUCUAAUGAGUUACAAGAAAGUAUACAACCUGAAUUACCAGAUGUGAAUGUGUUAUUAAUGAGUAAUGCCAAACAACUUUAUUUUCCUGAAAAACUAACUCGAGGAAAUAAUUCAAGUAAAGAAUGUUGGGCACAAAUUAUUCCUGAAAUUUUUAAUUUUGUUGCUAUGAUGCGAAAAUAUGCAGACCAUUUGCAAAAGUUAUCCCAACUUACUAAUAAUUCUUAUAAUUCUACUGAAUUGGUUCGUAUGCCUAGUAAAAAUUGUAGUCUUAAAACAAUUUUAGGUAGUUUAAAUAUUAAUUCUAACUAUAAAGAAUUACAAAAAAAUCUUGCUACAAAAGAUCCUUAUAGUUUUAUUGAAAUUUUUGAGUUUCUUCCAUCUCAAUGUAUUGAGCGUCAUAAAUAG